Molecule: messenger RNA, 1503 nt
Organism: Saccharomycopsis crataegensis
Lineage: Eukaryota; Fungi; Ascomycota; Saccharomycetes; Ascoideales; Saccharomycopsidaceae
Gene: NOG2
Product: putative GTPase NOG2
Exons: 2
Coding region: 1-1503 (500 amino acids)
Cellular component (GO): nucleolus
Molecular function (GO): GTP binding
Source: RefSeq, a predicted model, not a curated record
AUGGGUGUCCAGAAGAAAGAAAAAACUAGAAGAGCGAAAGAAUCUAAGAAUGAUGGUGCUGGAAAUAAGUUUGGUAACAUCAAAGUGAAGGGUGAAAAUUUUUACCAUGAUGCCAAAAAGGCUAAAAGAAUGAAGAUGUAUAAACAAGAUGCCUCUGUUUUACAAUCUAAAGAGAUUCCUACUGCCAGAAUAGAUCCAAACAGAAGAUGGUUCAACAAUUCUAGGGUUAUUUCCCAAGACGCUUUAGAAUAUUUCAGAAAUGCCGUCCAGACAACACAAUCUAAUACUUACAAUGUGAUCCUUAAGAGAAACAAGCUUCCGAUGUCUCUUCUUGAAGAAAAAUCUAAUGAUGUUGUCAACAAUGGCCAGCUAUCUUCGAAGGCUGUGGUUGAAUUGGAAUCUUUUGAAAAUACCUUCGGUCCAAAAUCGCAGCGUAAAAAGCAGGCGAAAGUUCACACUUCAUUCAAUGAGUUGAUCGCUAGCUCGAAUGACGAUAUUGAUAAAUUUCAAGACCAACAAGCAUUGUCAACAACUUUGGGUCUUAUGAACACCACUGAUACUGAUGGUUGGACGCAAGCGGCCAAGGAUGCCAUUUUCAGUAAAGGUCAAUCCAAAAGAAUUUGGAACGAAUUGUAUAAGGUCAUUGAUUCCAGUGAUGUUGUCAUCCAAGUUUUGGAUGCAAGAGAUCCAAUGGGUACAAGGUGUGAAAAGAUUGAACAGUUUAUGAAAACAGAUACCCCACAUAAACAUAUGAUCUUCGUUUUGAACAAGUGUGACUUGGUUCCAACUUGGGUUGCGGCUGCUUGGGUAAAAUAUCUUUCUAAGAGCUAUCCAACUUUGGCUUUCCAUGCUUCUAUCAAGAACUCAUUUGGUAAAGGUUCUCUUAUUCAACUUCUCAGACAAUUCAAAAAACUCAAGGCUGAUAAACCACAAAUUUCUGUUGGUUUCAUUGGUUACCCAAAUGUUGGUAAAUCUUCAGUUAUUAACUGUCUUAAAUCUAAGAAAGUUGCUAACGUCGCACCAAUUCCUGGGGAGACUAAAGUUUGGCAAUAUGUUGCCUUAUUGAAAUCCAUUUUCCUUAUUGACUGUCCGGGUGUUGUUCCUCCUUCUAAGAGUGAUUCUGAUGCUGACAUUCUUUUUAGAGGUGCUGUUCGUGUGGAAAAUGUUUCCAAUCCUGAACAAUAUAUCGACAUUAUCUUGGAAAAGGUUAAGCGCAACUAUUUGGAAAGAACCUACGAAAUUUCUGGUUGGAACGAUUACGUUGAGUUUUUGGAAAUGAUUGCCAAGAAGAAGGGGAAAUUGCUUAAAGGUGGUGAAGCCAAUUUACCUGGUGUAGCAAAACAAGUGAUUAAUGAUUUCAACAGAGGGAAAAUUCCUUGGUUCGUCCCACCUCCGCAAGAUGAGAAGAAGGAAGGUGAGAAAUCAGGAAAGGAGCAAGGUGAUGAACCUGAACAGAAGGAAGAAGAAAAAAAUGAGGAAGAAUGGAAAGGUAUUCAAGAUUAG